Aplosporella prunicola CBS 121167 is the source of this 689-nucleotide messenger RNA. RefSeq lists its product as uncharacterized. The coding region runs from base 203 to 634 and encodes 143 amino acids. The record is from RefSeq and is a predicted model, not a curated record. NCBI's taxonomy places the organism in Eukaryota, Fungi, Ascomycota, Dothideomycetes, Botryosphaeriales, Aplosporellaceae. The transcript has a single exon.
ACUCUCAGUCGCGACGUUGCAGAUGCUACUUUCUACUUGGGCUUGGCGCGGCGCGUUGUGGUGCGGUGCCGGGGCUGUAAGUAAUAGUCUUGGUGGUGGUGGUGAUUGCUGAUGCGGCGAUGUCGGCGCUUGCUGGGAAUGCGUCUGCUGGUCUGCUGCCUGCGCUGCGACAGGUUCUGUAGCCUCCGCGCCGCACGCGAGCAUGCUGCGACGCGAUGCGCUGCGAUGCGAUGCGGCUCAAGUAUCGCGUGGCGAGGGUGGGCGCCCUGGCGCGUGCGUGCGUGUGCGCGCCAUCUACUAUACACUGAUGAAGUUCAGGUACAACAAUACGGCUAGGUACAUUGGACAUAUUGCGCGAACAGCAUCUCCACGGUACGCAUCUCCGUCCAAUACUCCGACCCCUACACGAAUUCCCAUUCCAAGCUGGUCCCAAUUGCCAAUGUCCCAGCACCAAUGCACCCAGCACCCGCCGCCCGGGUCUACCCCAUCCCUUUCAGGCCCCCCUCCCCAUCCCCAUCUUAUCCCUUCCCUUCUUCGACUCGCCUACCUCCCCAAUCCCCCGCCACGCGUACCCAAUACCCAAGUGGAGGCGCGGAGUCGCUCGGCACGCGUUCCGACCUACAAACACACCUAGCGCCCACUGCUGCAAGCUAUGACUAGGUAUUGUACCUGCGAUAGUUCGGCACCGA